UUGAAGAAAUAUUUUUGCUAAUAUAUUUUCGGCUCGUAUUGUGCCUGUUUGAAUGCUCUUCAAACUAAGUCAGAGAGCCGUUUCUCUCCACCUCGGCUUGUUUUGGGGGCAUUUGGGUGUACCUCCAGCAGGGAGCGGCUGUAGAGCCAGUUGCUCCGCGGCGACGGCUCACUGCGUGGCGGUUUCCGGUGUCCGUCCGUCUGCAGGAGGAUGGCGUCCGGCUUCAACCGCAUCCCCUCCACUGCCGGUCCUCCGAGUCCUAAAUACACCGAAGGCUGUCGAACUCAGGCUGAAGACGUCAGUGAAAACCAUCGAUAAGCGGCUCCAGUUUUCCCUCCUAUCUCAAUGGACGUGCAUAAACACAGAUAUAAAACUCAGCAACUCUGUGUAUUGGUUACCAUUUCUUAAAACACAUCACCUUCUUCCGUUCAGCACUGAACCCCCCCCCUCAUCUGCUGAGAGCUGAAUCCCUUCAUGCGAAGUGGAAGAAUGACGGAGGCGUGGCAGCAGCAGCAGCAGCAGCAACAUGCAGUGGCUCCACCCUCUGUUGUACACACGCUACCCCAAGGAACUGACAACCCUCUGGGCUGCACUGUGUAUGGAGUCGUCCUGCAGCCAGACACUUCCCUGCAGGUGGCCCAGCAUGGCCAGCAGCACUCUGUCCAAGCCCAGCAGCCCUCUUUACAGGUAGGGGGCGAGAGAGGGCACAAGUGUGGAGCCUGUGGCCAUGACAUAUCUCACCUGGCCAAUCCUCAUGAGCACCAGUGCAUGGUGAACCAAGACAGAUCCUUCCAGUGUACCCAGUGUAUGAAGAUAUUCAGCCAGGCGACGGACCUGCUGGAGCAUCAGUGUGUGCAGGUGGAGCAGAAGCCGUUUGUAUGUGGUGUGUGUAAGAUGGGCUUCUCUUUGCUCACCUCCUUGGCCCAGCAUCACAACUCGCAUGGCAAUGGAAACAACCCAAUGAAGUGCUCCAUCUGUGAGAAAACGUACCGGCCGGGUUCUGGAAACGUCACCCCAACCUCGUCAGCUGCCAACCCCCAGCAGCCCUCCACUGGUGAAACGUCCAGUGGCGGUGCAGCAAUCAGUGCCUCGUCUCCUCCUGCGUUUGAGGCCUCUGCACCAGACCGGCCAUAUAAGUGCUCCGUGUGCCAUAAGUCCUUCCGGCAUUUGUCAGAGCUGACCCGCCACGAGAGAGUACACACUGGUGAAAAGCCCUACAAAUGUGACACUUGUGAUAAAAGUUUCAGCCAGUCGUCACAUCUGGCGCACCACCAGCGUACGCACAGCUCAGAGCGGCCGUAUAAAUGUGCCGUGUGCGAGAAGAGCUUUAAGCACCGCUCUCACCUCGUGCGGCACAUGUACGCUCACUCCGGCGAGCACCUUUUCAAGUGCAAUUUGUGUGAGAUGCACUUCAAGGAGUCGUCCGAGCUCCUGCACCACCAGUGCCAGCCAGAAGGGGAGAGACCUUUCCGCUGCGGUUCUUGUGGAAAGAGCUUCAAGCGCCCAUCUGACCUGCGGCAGCACGAACGCACUCACUCAGAGGAGCGACCUUUCCAGUGCGAGGAGUGCCAGAUGAGCUUCAAACAGCAGUAUGCUCUCGUACGCCACCGUCGCACUCACAAAAAUCCAGCCGAUCGCCCUUUCAAGUGUAACCUCUGUGAUAAGGGGUUCCUUCAGCCAUCCCACCUGCUCUACCACCAGCAGGUGCACGGUAUGGAAAGUCUGUUUAAGUGCGCGUCCUGCCAGAAGUCUUUCAGCCAAUCAGGAGAACUGCUGAGGCACAAAUGUGGCGGCGAGGUGGAGAAGCCCUACAAGUGCGACGUGUGCGGCAAAGGUUACAAAAAGAAUUCAACGCUGCAGCGCCACCAAAACUCUCAUUGCACAGAGAAGCCGCUGAAAUGCUCCCUGUGCGACAAGCGCUUUGUGUCGUCCUCCGAGUUCGUGCAGCACCGCUGCGACCCGACCCGCGAGAAGCCGCUGAAAUGUCCCGACUGUGAAAAGCGAUUCAGGUACUCGUCCGAGCUGCAGCGCCAUCGCCGAGUGCACACCGGGGAGAAGCCUUUCAAGUGCGCCAGCUGUGACAAGAGCUUCAAACAGCGCGAGCACCUGGCCAAGCACCAGAGCGUGCACUCGCGGGAGACGCAGUUUAAGUGUGUGUGGUGCGGAGAGCGUUUUGUUGACCUCACAGCUCUGCAGGAGCACACAGUCCAGCACACUGCUGAGGGGGAGAGCUUCCCUGAAGCGCAGUGCAUCCCAUGAAUCGAACUGCUCUUAAGACCUGGGCAGCAAACAUGACAUUCACCUUCAAAAGCAACGUGUGCCAGCCUCCGCUCUCCCAUUUGUAGGUUAGAACAUGCACCCAUUAAUUAUGUUAAACGAUUCUUAGUUUCAAGACUCUACUCACCCUCAUCCUUUUGUUGAGUAAAAACUCAAACACCCGAAAUCAGUAGAGGCGAUUCAGGAUCCCUCGUCUUAUUUUCGAACACAUGGAAAAAAUCUUGAACAGAAUGAAAAAGGCAUGAAAUGUGUGAAGACCUCGGUUUAGUUUAGUGCUGAGUGUGGGACCUUUUUCUGUGGUUGCAUGUGAUGGUUUGUUUUGUAACUGUUGAUUGUUGUUGAGAAAGAUGGACAGAACUUCCAGACAGUCGUCAGAUGUGUGUGCUCAUGUGUAAGCUCCUCAGAAAAUCCAUGUGCCUUUUUUUACCGAUCACUUAAUUUUGUGUUUUCAUUCAUUUCAUGUCCACUUUAGCCGAAAACUCCCUCCCAUCGAAUACACGGCUGGCUUGUGCAGCAGUAUCUUUUCACAUACUAGAUCUUAGGUAGUAUCAUCUGUUUGUGCAUGAAUAUUUAUCACACUUUAAUGUCACUGUUGUAUUAUAGGUUUGGUUUAUUUAGGAAAACAUCCUAAGAAGAAGAAGAAGGAAAAAAAAAGUGGAUUUGUGUAAAUGUAUAGCCCGUGUCCUAUGAAAUCUGUGUUCUUGCAUCUUUGUAUUAAAACAAAUGGCAUCUAGGUAACAAACCCAUACCUAUCAUGUCAUACAAACACUUGACAUGUGCAAUAGAACAUGCACAAUGUAAUAUUUAUGACUACUGAUUCAUGGCAUAGUCUUCUGUUAUAUUAUAGAUUGUGUGUAUAUGCUUAUGUAAACAUUGAAAACUGUAUAGUGCUUAUGUUACCUGCUUUUGUAUUCACUAUGAAUGAGCUUGCAGUAUUUUGCAAGUACUUUUAGUUGCAGUUCCAGGUGGAUUAUCACAAGUUUUAACCCAACAGGACUUCAAAGCAUUGCUCACUUGCCACAAACUAGCUGCAUUAGUUACUGUUACUGUGCGAUAGAUUUAACAAAAGUAAUAUUUUUGUUCUUGUUUUGAAAGAGAGAAUUGGCCUUGUAACAUCCUCACGGGUUCCUAGCCUCGUCCCGGUCUAGACUGGACCUUCAGCAGAUUAAUCCGAGUAGCCUCAAAAUUGCAAUGUAUGUGUUGGUUAAUGCCAGCACGUUAAGUGAAACAGUUGUGUAUUUUAGUUUAAUGUGUGGAUUUCUAUAUUGACAAUAUUUGCAGUAUAUUAAAAAGAAGGUUUUUUGGAGUUUAAAAAUCUUGGGCAAAGGGAAUGACAGCGGGUGGGAUGGGGCUGUGUUGUUGUGCGAUGGUUUAAGUCCUGGUAAGUCUGCUUCAAAACCUCCUGUUGGAGGUGGACGAGUGUAUGAAGCGUUGUAUUAUUUACACAUAUGGAUAUCAAUAUAGACACCUGUUCAUACUGUAUACAGACAAUUAAAAUAAACCACCCUUAUGAAA
Etheostoma spectabile (orangethroat darter) is the source of this 3792-nucleotide messenger RNA. It is a transcript of the gene znf319a, whose product is annotated as zinc finger protein 319a. The transcript is spliced from 2 exons. Gene Ontology annotation, cellular component: nucleus. NCBI's taxonomy places the organism in Eukaryota, Metazoa, Chordata, Actinopteri, Perciformes, Percidae. Gene Ontology annotation, biological process: regulation of transcription by RNA polymerase II. Bases 475 to 2259 code for a protein of 594 amino acids. The record is from RefSeq and is a predicted model, not a curated record. Gene Ontology annotation, molecular function: RNA polymerase II cis-regulatory region sequence-specific DNA binding; DNA-binding transcription activator activity, RNA polymerase II-specific.